AUGAGUGAAGAUCGGGUAUAUACAGGUACGGCUGAUGAGAGGUCCGACAUUAAGGCCACAUCAUUUCCAACUAAGGAAGGCCGAGUUGAUAUGGUUAACAUAACCGAAGCCGUUGAAUGCAGUAGGAUACAGCAGAGCUCGGUGAUGCAGAAAAGAUUACCAUCAGAGAUAGAAACAGCAGACGAUUUGAGGGAUACUAAUAGUUAUACGGAAGGCAGAAACGUUUCAUGGAUAAGAAAGCAGAGGAAAAAAAGGAAAACUUAUAGCUGUGGAGUUUGUAGAAAGUUUAAGACAAGAUGUGACUUUGAAGCCAUUGUUGGUAAAUGUCAUAGAUGUAAUGUGUUAAAUUUAGAAUGUUCAUUGACAAAAGAGCGGGAGGAUGACAUUUUAACUGCGAUUGAAUUAGCUUCUGGGUCUCAAAGAGGGGGUCGUCCCACUGUUUCGAAAGAAGAUCGAAGUAAAAUAUUAACUGAACCUCUUACAAAGAAUCCAGUAACACCUAUAUUAAAUAAGAGGCUGAAUACUUUAGAAUCCAAUAUUGGGAAGCUGAGUGAGAAGCUAGAUUUUAUUUUGGGUUUGUUAAAGGGUUCUUGCCCUACAGUAUCCAGUGGUAAUGCUUCUACCACGGUGACGCUUUUUCCAGAUAAAGUAGGUUAUUCCAGUGUUGAGGAGAGAAAGGAUGGUGAUGACGGUGAUAUUAGUGAUAAUACCAAUUAUGCUAAACACAAUUAUGAUGAUGAAUAUAGUAAAGUCGGUUAUAACAAGUUGUUGAAUGACUUUCAGAAUAAAGACAGUCCAACUAAACGUGUUAAUGAUCCAUCCCCUUCAUGUUCAAAUAUUUUUAGUAAAGGAUUCUUGGAUGGAUUUAAGUUAAAAGAGCCACCAUUUAAAUUACUUAGUGACCUUGAUACAACGCUCUUUCCAACGAAAGCCCUUUCAGAUGAGGAAAAGCUGGCUAAAAAACAGAGACCAUUUCUAAUAGCUCGUACGAACUUCAUGAAUUAUUUUAAUGAACAUGAACAGCUAUGUUUGCGCUUAUCCAGAGAAUUUUUAGUGAAGUCACACUUUUGGAUAAUACCUGGAGGAAUUAAGGAAAUAGAUAGAACAUAUGUUGAACAGCAUGUGUUUAUUACAGGUGUAUUUACGAUUGUUGCAAUGGGAUUUGCUGAAAAUGACAAAUAUGAAAAGGAACAAGGGAUGCUUUAUCCAAUCGUUGAAAGCUUGCUAACUAGCACAUUAACAUUGGCUGACAAGUUAACUGAUCAUGAUAUAGAGGCUAUCCUUUAUUGUUGUAUGUUCAAUAUAUCCAGAAAGUCGAAGCGGCAUAGACAAUUAAAAUUCAACUCGCUCAUCCUCUGUAAUUUUGCAAUAGAUGCUUUGUUAACAAAUAUAGACUUUUACAAGAUUAAGGACCGUGUUCUCAAUAAAGAGGAAUACAAUGCCACUGAUUUAUACCAUCUCCGAAUUUUAAACUCCUUAACAGCAUGCAAAUUGCAAUACUCUAUCGGUUAUGGAGCUUUUAGGUUGCAAAAUGAAACGACCAAAGAAUUUAAUAAUUUGAUAGCCAAAUUUCCUCAAGCUAAUUUCGGCGAUGAUAUAAAAGUUAGUGUGAUUAACUUGGCUGAAACUUUAGGUGCGAUAUUUCUUAACUUCAAGGAAUAUUUUAAAACAUUCUCUAAAGAAUUUAAAAAAAGCAAUAGCUUAAACAGCAAGUCUUAUACAAACAUUUCGAAUGAAACCCCAAAAUUGGUUUUCGCAGAACUAGAGUAUUGGUUGGUUGAUUGGGAUGAGCUGCUCUCCAAGGAUGGAGCAGGAAUUUUGCUGUUUUCUUAUCAUUUUUACUAUAUUAUGAUAUGCCGGGCUUUUUUGAUCGAGUUUUACGAAAACUUUAGAAAUGACAUGCCAUACUACAAGUGUAUAUUGAGCACUAUGAAGCAUUCUUGCUUUUCAUUGUUGAAUGGGUUCUUAAAGCUUCCGCCCGCACUCAUUAAGGGUGCUCCGGUUAUCACAUUACAUCAGCUAGUGUAUGUAUGUUUGACGAUGUAUGACUUCCUCAGCUAUUACCAACUCUCUGAAAGGCAACAGAUCUUAAACAUUUGCACCAAGAUAUAUUGGCAUCUAAAUACAAUCGGUGAAAAGACAAACGAAGCUACCGAGCAUGUAGGGAAAAUAAUAAAGUCCUUAAUUGACACUAGCAGGAACAACCGCAAAGCCACUUUUCAACUCCCAACUCCGGUUAUACAAAACGGUGAUCAAGCAACGCAACCGAAGCUCCAACCUCCGUCUAAUAACGGUAAAUCGAGUGAAGGCUGUGUAACACACCACACUACGCCCAAUAGUUCAAUUAAUAAUGACAUGGAAUCAAAUUCAAAUUUCAUAAUGCCAGAUGUCGAUAAAUUUAAUACUUUUGAGGAUUUUUUUCAGGACUUCUUUGAACAUCUAAAACCAACAACCAAAAAUAUGUUCCCUACAGUGAAAAAGAUAUAA
This is a messenger RNA of Eremothecium cymbalariae DBVPG#7215, 2487 nucleotides long. It is a transcript of the gene URC2, whose product is annotated as Urc2p. The coding region runs from base 1 to 2487 and encodes 828 amino acids. Lineage: Eukaryota; Fungi; Ascomycota; Saccharomycetes; Saccharomycetales; Saccharomycetaceae. The transcript has a single exon. The record is from RefSeq and is a predicted model, not a curated record. Gene Ontology annotation, molecular function: zinc ion binding; DNA-binding transcription factor activity, RNA polymerase II-specific. Gene Ontology annotation, cellular component: nucleus.